Messenger RNA from Nezara viridula (southern green stink bug), 1227 nucleotides. The record is from the annotation of a GenBank genome assembly. NCBI's taxonomy places the organism in Eukaryota, Metazoa, Arthropoda, Insecta, Hemiptera, Pentatomidae.
AUGAAGAGCUCUUGGACCGACCGCCAUUCUCGACUAUCCCUGGGACUCACCUUCGCACUCUCUCGUAUAUUCGGAGUGUUUCCUCUUCGCCUCGAAGAUGGGGUCUUUGUUAUUUCAUGGGUCGGCCUUUUCUCUUCUGUAUUGAUGACGGCAGGCUUGGUCUUCAGUCUCGUUGUCCACACUUUAGUCUCUGCGCCUGCUGUUUAUGUUACUCCAUUCACUGAUAUGCUUAAUAUUGCUCAACAACUCGGUUGCGACGCUGCUAUACUCGCCUCUGUUUGUUUCGUGAUUCGCAACCGUCAAGUUCUUUCGGACGUCCUGAACACUCUGAUCGAAUUCGAAUACGCCAUGUUUAGACUAGGAGUGGAAUUGAAACCGCUUCGAUACAUUUGGAGCAAGACUACUCUGCUUGCUACCUGGUUGGCAUUCGGACUGGAUUGUUAUUUUUUGGCUACUCACACCUACAGCAGUUUAUUCUACAGCUUCAGCCAUUACUACAUCAUCUCCUUGAUGGUCCUCAUCAACUCACAGAUAUCCUGGACAGCGGGCCACAUCGCCUCCGCCUUCGGCUGCCUUUCGGUAGCCCUCGAAGGUUCUGGAGACCUCCACCAGCUCGUACAGUGGCAUCGCCGGCUCACCGUAUCCUGCAGGAUGCUAUCUAAGGUGUACUCCCUGGGGAUACUUAUUCUUUUUGGAACAGCACUCCUGAGUUUUACCGUCGAAGCUUUCCUCACAUAUAAGAUCUUACAGACUCAGACCUUGGUCUAUAUUGCAGUGUGCGUCUAUUGGACGUGCAUUCUGUUCAGCAUUUGCUUUAAGAUCAUAGCGUCAUGCGUUGAAGCCAAGAAUAAGGGGCCAGCUUAUAGACUGUACUUCCACUUCCAAGGCAGUAGCGGUUUGACUUUUGAUGCGCUGGGAUUCUUCCAAAUCGACUGGCAAUUAGCCAGGACGGCUAGAGGAGGAGGGUUGCCUUACUAUUUCAAGUUGAAUGCCAGCCGUUGUCUCGGUAAUGACCUAGGCGCUUGGUGUUGGUGCGUUCCCUAUGACGUCAAAGGCUGCCUAGCUCGCAUUUCUUGGCGACUCCUUGUUUUCGCAGCAGAAAUAGACGAUGGGUUUUCGCAAGGAUUAUCGACCGUAAAACACGUUUGGAAACAUUCCCGAUUCUGGCUUCUCUUUGGCAGCGCCGAUGGUGCGAGUGCUUCUGCACUAAUUAUAUUUCCACUGUAA